Molecule: messenger RNA, 992 nt
Organism: Polyodon spathula (Mississippi paddlefish)
Lineage: Eukaryota; Metazoa; Chordata; Actinopteri; Acipenseriformes; Polyodontidae
Product: LIM and SH3 domain protein 1-like
Exons: 7
Coding region: 181-936 (251 amino acids)
Cellular component (GO): focal adhesion
Molecular function (GO): actin filament binding
Source: RefSeq, a predicted model, not a curated record
CGCCGUGUCGAGCUGUACUCCGAGCGCGCUUCUGCUUCCCCAGUCCUCCCAAGCAGGGAUCGUGCGCCUGAUCGGAGCUACCGCGCAAAAACAGUAGCGAAAAACAACGAAAUAUAACAAUAAUAUACGCACCCUUUUUGUUUUUGGGGGGGGAACGAAGAGCCAGAUUAUCCGGACAAUAUGAAUCCCAGCUGUGGCAGGUGCGGAAAGAUCGUCUACCCAACGGAGAAAGUGAACUGCCUGGACAAGUUCUGGCACAAAGCAUGCUUCCACUGCGAGGUGUGUCACAUGACUCUCAACAUGAAGAACUACAAAGGCUAUGAGAAGAAGCCCUACUGCAAUGCACACUACCCCAAGACCUCCUUCACCACAGUGGCCGACACUCCAGAGAACCUGCGACUGAAACAGCAGAGUGAGAUGCAGAGCCAGGUGCGCUACAAGGAGGAGUUUGAGAAGAACAAGGGGAAGGGCUUCAGCGUGGUGUCAGACACUCCAGAGCUGCAGAGAAUCAGGAAGACCCAGGACCAGAUCAGCAACAUCAAGUACCACGAGGACUUUGAGAAGAGCCGGAUGGGCGGGCCACUGGAGGGGGGGGAGGAGAGAAGAAACUCGGAGGACGGCACUGUCUUUAGGAGACCCCAGGAACCGCAUCCCGGGGGUCCCACAGCUUCGAAGUGGGUCGGUCGACCACGCCCACGUGCGGGUGGGCCCACUCCUGCCCCUGCCCCGGCUCCUGCUCGUGCGGCAGCGCCCUCCAGUGGGGUGCGCUAUCGCGCGGUCUAUGACUACAGCGCAGCGGAUGAAGAUGAGAUCUCGUUCCUGGACGGUGAUGUCAUCCUGAACGUGCAGGUGAUCGAUGAUGGCUGGAUGUACGGCACAGUGGAGCGCACCGGAGACACAGGCAUGCUGCCUGCCAACUAUGUGGAGACCAUGUGACCUGGGACCAUGUGACCUUGGAGGGGGGAGGGGGCGACCAUGUGAUCUGGGAGAGG